Molecule: messenger RNA, 842 nt
Organism: Myotis lucifugus (little brown bat)
Lineage: Eukaryota; Metazoa; Chordata; Mammalia; Chiroptera; Vespertilionidae
Gene: CT83
Product: cancer/testis antigen 83
Exons: 2
Coding region: 206-589 (127 amino acids)
Source: RefSeq, a predicted model, not a curated record
UCAAAUUGUGACAUCGUUCUCCUACGUGCAUGCUCAAUUGUGAGGUCACGUGCCCUCCAGUAUAUAAGGCGGGACGCUGAAGCGUAUCCCAGUAGCACCAGGCAGUGUAGGAAGACCAUCACACUGGCCAGGGGCUUCUGGAGUUCCAGUGGCUAGUGGCCCCUGAGUGCCUGAGAAGAGAGAUAGAAGAGGACGAAGAGGAGCCAUGUGUAUCCUGUUGCUCCUGAUUGGUGGUAUUUUGCUCGCCUACGUGUUUCUUUCCUGGAAAGACCGGCUUCAGAGAAACCGUCAAAUGUCAUCAUCAGAUUCAACUGUUUUUGUACUAGUAAGAUCAUCCUCUUCUACUUGGUCAACUAAGCGCAAUACUGUUAACAGUCUUACAAUCAGCAAUCUCUCUCAGGAUACAUUAAUUAAUUUUCCACAAUCAGUCGUCAUCCAGAAACUAAUCCUGGUAAAUCUCGGGAUGACAGAGUACAAGCUUGUUGAAUUGGAACAUUUCCUAGUUACUGAGGAUGUAAAUGGUGCAUUCGUUGACCCUAAUUCCACUGGCAUGUGUAUAGAAUGUUUUGACUAUGAAGUCAAUCAUUAAAGGCACUUUGAGUGGAUUAAUUUGAUUGUGUGUGUUUAUACCAAAUAGUUUAUUUUUAAAAGAGGAGGAGAUGCCAAGUAAGAUACAAAAUCCAGAUAUUUAUCAAUUUGCUUAUUUACAUUUAAAGAAUUGAUUAGAAGUUGCUAAUAUCUAUUUAACUGGGGAAAGAAUGAAAGCACAAUAGAGAAGGAAAAUUAUCUAGUUAAGAUAUAGUGAUUUUAAAUUUCACUUGUGUGAAAAAUGGUUUUCCCUA